This is a messenger RNA of Salmo salar (Atlantic salmon), 1874 nucleotides long. Its product is annotated as insulin-like growth factor 1. Gene Ontology annotation, biological process: negative regulation of apoptotic process; positive regulation of cell population proliferation; positive regulation of phosphatidylinositol 3-kinase/protein kinase B signal transduction. NCBI's taxonomy places the organism in Eukaryota, Metazoa, Chordata, Actinopteri, Salmoniformes, Salmonidae. Gene Ontology annotation, cellular component: extracellular region. The record is from RefSeq and is a predicted model, not a curated record. Gene Ontology annotation, molecular function: insulin-like growth factor receptor binding; growth factor activity; hormone activity.
AACGCUGCCCCAGCUGUUUCCUGUUGAAAAUGUCUGUGUAAUGUAGAUACAUGUGAGGGAUUUUCUCUCUAAAUCCGUCUCCUGUUCGCUAAAUCGCACUUCUCCAAAACGAGCCUGCGCAAUGGAACAAAGUCGGAAUAUUGAGAUGUGACAUUGCCUGCAUCUUAUCCUCUUUCUCACUGUUUUUAAUGACUUCAAACAAGUUCAUUUUUGCUGGGCUUUGUCGUGCGGAGACCCGUGGGGAUGUCUAGCGGUCAUUUCUUUCAGUGGCAUGUAUGUGAUGUCUUCAAGAGUGCGAUGUGCUGUAUCUCCUGUACCCACACCCUCUCACUGCUGCUGUGCGUCCUAACCCUGACUUCGGCGGCAACAGGGGCGGGGCCCGAGACCCUGUGUGGGGCGGAGCUGGUGGACACGCUGCAGUUUGUGUGUGGAGAGAGAGGCUUUUAUUUCAGUAAACCAACGGGCUAUGGCCCCAGUUCACGGCGGUCACAUAACCGUGGUAUUGUGGACGAGUGCUGCUUCCAGAGUUGCGAGCUGCGGCGGCUCGAAAUGUACUGUGCCCCUGUCAAGUCUGGCAAGGCAGCUCGCUCUGUGCGCGCACAGCGCCACACAGACAUGCCAAGAACACCUAAGGUUAGUACUGCAGUGCAAAACGUGGACAGAGGCACAGAGCGUAGGACAGCACAGCACCCAGACAAGACAAAAACCAAGAAGAAACCUUUAUCUGGGCAUAGUCACACAUCUUGCAAGGAGGUACAUCAGAAGAACUCAAGUCGAGGAAACACAGGGGGAAGGAACUACCGAAUGUAGAAGAGACAGAAGCUAACGGACAGGUGGACAGGGAUGAGAGAAGGGUGUGCCCAUACCUGGUGCCCCUGUGGAAUGGUUCACUGUAAAACAACAAAAGGUGGAUAAUGGUACAAUGCUAAUGGUAAUAAGCUUUGUGUGUAAUGUCUCUAGCUGAGAGUUAAAGUGCGGGGGUUAUAUGAGAGGUAUUUUGAUUAUUUUAUACACUGCACCAUUUCAUAUUGGAAGGAAUUAUAUUCCAUGUCAAACCAAUGUAACAGACUAGUUUAGCUGCUUACACAUCAAAGAGCUUCUUCUUCUUAUACCUCCAUGUGUCAGCUGAGCUAUAGUGUCCCUGGUGGCCUCUGAUAGGCUCUGUGCUACAUACAGCCAAUAGGAGGGCAGCCAGCAGUUUUACCUGUCUGUCUGUCUAAUGGAGCCAAAGGUCCAUCCUCUUUACCUGAACUCUGAAAGAGUUCAAGCUUUACACUGAGAGGUUGGGCCAUGCAAAGUAGUCGGGCUAUUGGAUAAGUAAUCCCCCCAUUCUCAUCUAACAACCACUGCUUUGAUAAUAUAUUAGAACCUCAAGAGAAUGUUAUUUCAGCUUCAGUCAGUUCUGGCCAAAAGAUGAUUUCACAGUUGUCACGUGUUUCAUUAAGGCUAUUUAUUUACUAUUGUCUGCUUCAACAGACGAUAAGCAUGUUACAUGCAACCAUACCAUAAGAACCUGGCUUUGAGGCAACAAUAUGACCAGAGACCUAUUCUGAUGAUACAAUCUUCUUGUACUGCUAAGCCAUUCUAGUGAAACUGACAGUAAUAUUAUAUUCUGUACUGUAAACAGAAAGUUUGGAGGAGAUUAAAUUUAUAUUUAAUUUGUAAAGACUCACCGUAGAUUCUCUGGAUCUAAUAUGUGGUCUGAUUAAAAAUGGAUUCUAAUGCAGAGGACAGGACAGAGGGGCGCUAAAAAUAGCCAGCUACAGGAAGACGAUUAAUGAUUGAUUUCACUUGGCCUGCAUUCUUUUAUUUUGUUAGCUUAGGGAGGGACCUUUGCUUCUUCUGUAUGAACAUGGACUGCAUGGAUUUUUCAU